ACAUGUAACUAAUGCACUUUCUAUUCCGUUUCGAUUUGUCGUCGGACCAAAAGUGAACGCACCGCACACAAACUGGGGUGAACUUUGAUAAGAUUAGUUGUGAGUAAAUAAGAAUUGACUAUUGGACAAUGAAACAGUUUUGAGUCUUAAAACAACCUCGAAGAAUGAAGGUGAAUUUAGAGACAGUUUAGUGGAGGCUAUGAACGUAUAAUUUUCUGUGCACUAUGGAUCGUUCUGUGAAAGACAGAAGAAAAACGAACCCGAGGGAUAAAGCCAACAUUUUAUCUCUUCUAACGUUUUCGUACACAAUUCGAAUAUUUAAAAAAGCUUUCAAAAACGACUUGGACGAUGAAGACUUGUACGAAGUGGUUAGAUCCUGCGAGUCCAAAAAAAUGGGCGACAAAAUGGAAAACGAGUACAACCUGCUCAAGAAGAAGAACAAGAAGCCGUCGAUUUACAGGCUCAUUUGGAACGGUUUCGGCACAACUUAUUUGAUGCUGGGCUUCGUUCACCUUUGCUGGAAAAUGAUGAACAGCGUUUUAGAACCAGAAGCUCUGGGAAAAGUUGUGUCGUACUUCAAAAAUGGAGAUAGUGAAAGGAUUAGCAGGACAAAUGCGAUUUACUACGCGUUGAUUUUGAUCGGAUUAAAAGUGGGACAUUGCUUUUAUUUCCAGAAUUAUAUAAUAUGGUUGCAAACACUUGCUAUACAAAUUAGAACGUCGUUUUGCUCAUUGAUCUACAGGAAAUCCCUACGAUUGACUCCCUCAGCUUUUCUUGAUGUUAGUUUGGGUAACAUCGUUACUUUGAUAACGAAAGACGUCCAAACCUUUGAACAUUCGAUAUGGUUGUUCAACGAUUUGUGGAUUGCUGCCAUACAAACCGGGACCAUUUGUUAUCUGAUUUAUUCGAGAAUGGGUUUCACAUCCUUUAUUGGAGUCAGCAUCUUGUUUUUGGUGAUGCCGUUACAAAUUUUUAUGGGAAAAGUAGUAGGAAACUUGCGAUUAAAAAUUAACAAAAAAACAGACGAGAGGCUACAAAUAACUCAGGAAAGUUUGUCAGCAAUUAAAAUAAUAAAAAUGUACGUCUGGCAAAAAUUUUUUGAAGGUAAAAUCAGCGCUGCCAGAAAAAAUGAAAUAAACUUUUUGCUUAAAAACUUCUUCCUUAAAUUCAUUAUUGUUAUCCUGGGAUUACUGUGUUCCAAGUUAGGAUUUUAUGUCCUGAUCAUGUGCUACGUCUGGAUGGGCAAUAUUACAAGUGCCGAACUCAUCUUCUACGUUUUCAGUCACUUUCACACCCUUCAACAUGCUAUUGGAAUAAUUAUUCCAUUCGGUUUGGGAAGAGUUGCGGAAUUGUUGGCAGCUCUUUCUCGUUUGAACCAUAUUCUUCUGGCGGAAGAAUUGGAAAAGAUACAGGACGAAGAUGACGCCUAUCCUGUAAAAAAUCCAAAGAUUGAAGUCAAAAAUAUCUUGGUUAAGAUCAAGGAAAAGACCGCAAUUAACGGAAUAACUCUUUCCUUUGAACCAGGUCUUACUAUCGUUACGGGUCAUCUUGGUUGUGGAAAAAGCUCUUUGUUAAAAACAAUUUUAAGGGACUACCCUCUCAAUUCUGGAGACUUAAACGUGAAGGGACGAAUUUCUUACGCCUCCCAAGACCCUUGGUUGUUCCCAGCUUCCAUCAAACAGAACAUACUUUUUGGACAAGAAUAUAAUGAAUCUCGGUAUAAAGAAGUUAUCAAGGUUUGCGCCUUAGAAUUCGAUUUUGAACUCUUCGAAAAUCGAGACGAAACGAUCGUAGCGGACAAAGGAUUGAAUCUGAGUAAAGGACAACAAGCCAGGAUUAAUUUAGCACGAGCUAUUUAUAAGGACAGCGAGAUUUAUCUUUUGGACGACAGUUUAACCGCUUUGGAUCCGCGUGUUCAAGAUUACAUCUUUAAGGCGUGCAUUCAAGAGUAUCUCAAGGAAAGAAAUUCUCUUUGCGUGUUUGUGACGCAUAAUGCCAAACACAUAGAAGCCGCAGACAAACUUGUGAUUUUAGAUAAAGGUGCCGUGAAAUAUAGUGGAAAACCCACAGAGAUUGCCGAGAAUGAACUGUUGAAAGCUAUUGAAGAAGACAUCGAGAAAAAAGAAGAUGUUGCAGAGGAUGUGCCAGCUGAUGAGGAGUGCAAAUUAUUAGAGUCUGACGUGGAGAUCCAAGUCAAAAAAAAUAUUUACAGAGAGGUCAAAAAGAAGGGAGGAGUUGACUUGAGUGUUUACAAAAGAUACAUACAGUUUGGAGGUGGAUUUAUUUUGUUUUUCGGACUGUUGAUCAUGUAUGGAGUGUCACAAUUUGCUGAAAGUUAUUCAUCGAAGGUUCUCAGUACAUGGGUGGAUUAUCAACAGAACAUCACAGAUGCCAUUCUCAAAAACCUUACAAACACAACAGAUUUUAUUGAGUUAAAGGACAAUAACGAUAGAGCUUUGAACAUGUAUACCAUAACAACAUUCUCUUCUGUUACUUUAGAAAUUGUCAAGUACUAUAUUUUCUUGAGAUUCGCAACUAGAGCUUCAGUUCACAUUCACAAACACAUGAUUAAAAAUAUGAUGAACGCAGUUAUGUGGUUCUUUGACAACCACUUUAUUGGAAAUAUAUUGAACAGAUUUUCUCAAGAUUUGAACUUGGUGGAUGAGCAAUUACCUUCUAUUAUCACCCACGUAGUCAGAAUUUGUUUCAGAAGUGCAGGAAUAGUAAUCCUGAUUGCAGUAGUUAACUGGAGAUUCCUGUUUCCAUCCAUAACGUUCUUCCUCAUUUUAAUUGCCCUCCGUAUCAUCUACAUGCCAGCCGGUAGAAGUUUGAAGAGAUUAGAAGCAGCCAGUCGUAGUCCGAUGGUUGGUCACCUAAAUGCCUCCCUGGAAGGAAUAACUACAAUCAGAGCGUACAAAGCACAACAAGUCCUGAAGGACGAGUUCGAUCGUCAUCAAGAUCUAUUCACAUCCGCAAACUAUACAUCCUUCUAUAUGAAACGCGCGUUUGGCUUUUACAUGGAUGGUUUCUCCGCCAUCUACAUCUCCUUAAUCAUCAUGCGGUUCCUCCUGGUCGACACCACAGCAUCCGCUGGUUCGGUUGGUUUGGUCAUUACCCAAGUACUCUCUCUCGCUCAGGUAAUACAGUGGGGAUUGAUGCAGUGGUCCGACUUGGAGAACCUCAUGACAUCUGUGGAACGGCUGUUAGAGUACACGAAACUGUCGCAGGAGUCCUCCGACGGACAGACGCUACAAAACUGGCCAGAAAAAGGAAGGGUGGAGUUCAUGAAAGUCUCGUUAACUUACGCCAACAGUCACAAACAAGUUCUGAAGGAUAUCAAUUUUUGUUUGGAACCGGGGGAGAAAGUUGGUAUUGUCGGUCGUACCGGAGCAGGCAAAUCUUCGAUCAUAUCCACGUUGUUCAGGUUGUACAAUUUCGAAGGUAAAAUUGAGAUUGAUGGAGUUAACACUAAAACUUUAAACUUGGAUUUCUUACGCAAACACAUUUCGAUUAUCCCCCAGGAUCCCGUGCUUUUUGCCGGCACGAUCCGGUCAAAUAUGGAUCCCAUGACGAAGUAUACCGAUGCACAGAUCUGGAAGGCACUGGAGAGUGUGCACAUGAAGGAUUCAAUUGAGAGUCUCGAAAUGGAAAUCAAAGAAAACGACUCCACCUUCAGUACCGGUCAGAGGCAACUGAUUUGCAUUGCCAGGGCGAUCAUUCGUAAGAAUAUGAUUGUGGUUUUGGAUGAAGCCACGGCGAACAUGGAUCCUGAAACCGAGAACCUGAUCCAGAAGACUAUUAAAGACAAUUUCCAGGAUUGCUCGGUGUUUAUUAUUGCUCACAGGUUGCAGUCCGUGCUAGAUUGCAACAAAGUCCUAGUUAUGGACAAAGGCGAGAUCAUCGAAUGGGAUGAUCCGAUGAAACUUUUAGAAAACACAAAGGGUACGUUCUAUAAUAUGGUUAAGCAAGCUGGACUUUUGGGCGUGAUCGACUAAUUUUAAUAUUUCAAUCCUCACUGUGUGAGAUUCUAAUAUUGUAAGAUUGUUUAUGUUGUUGUGUAAUGGAGUGAUCCUGACAUAUUGUUCUCUGUAGAUUUGGAGACAGAAUUCAACAAACGUAAUAACACGGCUGUGAUUUCUAAUGAAACAAGAAUUCGUCCCUAAGUAUUCUUAUAUCAUGUAACCAAAAUUUAUAUUAUAUAUUAUUAAAUGUUAAAAUUAAACAAUGAACAAAUAA
This is a messenger RNA of Aethina tumida (small hive beetle), 4236 nucleotides long. RefSeq names its product probable multidrug resistance-associated protein lethal(2)03659. NCBI's taxonomy places the organism in Eukaryota, Metazoa, Arthropoda, Insecta, Coleoptera, Nitidulidae. Gene Ontology annotation, biological process: transmembrane transport. The transcript is spliced from 11 exons. Bases 225 to 3995 code for a protein of 1256 amino acids. The record is from RefSeq and is a predicted model, not a curated record. Gene Ontology annotation, molecular function: ATP hydrolysis activity; ABC-type transporter activity; ATP binding. Gene Ontology annotation, cellular component: membrane.